This is a messenger RNA of Penicillium waksmanii, 954 nucleotides long. RefSeq names its product purine-nucleoside phosphorylase. The transcript has 8 exons. Gene Ontology annotation, molecular function: purine-nucleoside phosphorylase activity. Gene Ontology annotation, cellular component: cytoplasm. The annotation marks the transcript as partial. Lineage: Eukaryota; Fungi; Ascomycota; Eurotiomycetes; Eurotiales; Aspergillaceae. Gene Ontology annotation, biological process: nucleoside metabolic process. The record is from RefSeq and is a predicted model, not a curated record.
GAUUUCUUGGAGAUCCACGAUCCACCCCGCUGCUCUUCUCUACUUUCGACUGUCGUGCUUCUCCCUCUCAUACUCUGUACAUACCUCCACAUCACAUCAAACAUGUCUUCUUUCGAUCGAGCAAACGAAGCCGUUUCUUUCCUGACCAACAGCUUGCCCGAAGGCCUGCGAAAGCCUCAGGUGGCCAUAGUAUGCGGCUCUGGGCUGGGUGGUCUGGCAGAGACUGUUCAGUCUGAACCUCGUGCGGAAUUCGACUACACUUCGAUUCCUCACUUCCCUCGUCCAACAGUCGCUGGACAUGCGGGGAAAUUGGUGUUUGGACUUCUUGGCCAGAAGAUUCCUGCCGUCUUGAUGGUUGGCCGUGCACACUACUACGAAGGCCACUCAAUGGAACAGGUUACAUUCCCUAUCCGAGUGUUCAAGCAAUUGGGUGUGGACACUGUUGUGUUGACGAACGCGGCCGGCGGCCUUAAUUCUGAUUAUAGCGUGGGUGAUAUCACCCUGCUGAAUGAUCAUCUAUUCCUCGCGGGACUCGCAGGAAAUCACCCACUGAGAGGUCUCAAUGACGAGGAAUUUGGAGUUCGUUUCCCGCCGCUUUCGGAUGCAUAUGAUCUUGAUCUUCGCCGUCAUGUCCACCGAGCUUGGAAGGAGAUCACUAGCGCUACGCCCCAGACCAGCCGCAAACUGCACGAAGGAGUUUAUGCCUUUGUCGGGGGUCCCCACUUACGAAACAAGAGCCGAAAGCCGCAUGCUUCGAAUGAUGGGUGCCGACGUGCCCCCGUGCCCCGUGGGGACGAGCAGCUGCUUCAAGACAAAGCUGCAGGUGAACUGAACGCGCUUUUGGAGGAAGGUAAGGCCGGCCACGAAGAGGUAUUGGAGGCAGGUCGGGCAGCGGCUAUGGAUAUGCAGAAAUUGGUGGUACAAACUCUGGUGAACGUGUUUGGUAGUGCGUGA